Molecule: messenger RNA, 677 nt
Organism: Sinocyclocheilus grahami
Lineage: Eukaryota; Metazoa; Chordata; Actinopteri; Cypriniformes; Cyprinidae
Product: collagen alpha-1(XXV) chain-like
Exons: 4
Coding region: 249-677 (142 amino acids)
Source: RefSeq, a predicted model, not a curated record
CGGUUUAACAUUUCUUGCCACAAAAUCUGUCACGGCUUCGUCGUAAGACUUAGGCUGGGCUAAACGCUUGCAUGGGAUUCUUUGCAGUAGUGCAACAAGUUCGCAUAGGGCUAGUGCAAGCCGUGAAACCAGUCUCCGCUGACACUGUCUUUCAGUGCAUGAGCGCGCACCGCACCGAGACAAAUUGAAAUAAUACAUAGACUCGGUCAUUCUCCUCCCGGCAGUACUGGUGAUUGCACAUAGUAGUCAUGAGGGUUUUAGGAGCAAAUAAGGGAUCCCGAAACGCGGCGAAAAUGGAGAACGAAACCGAUCAUGGCAAGCGACGGCACUGUCUUGGAGCUUCAGUGGAUGUGAUGCCUUUUGUGUUUUCUCUUGUGUCCUUCGCCUUUUGCUUUUUACUGAGCGUUCAGACCAGUGAUAUGAAGGACAGAAUCGUGGAUCUGGAGAUUGGAAGUGGCGCGGGGGUCUUAAACCCGUUUCAUGGGAUCUCUAUGGAUCAAUUUAAUGCAAAGAUCCAGGAGCGAGUGGACGAGCUGCUGUCACAGCGUUCUUAUGAACACUUGGUUAGAAUAAGGACUGCCCGUCAAGUCUCACCACCUGAAUGCAACUGUCCACCAGGUCCACCAGGCAAAAGGGGAAGAAGAGGACGCAAUGGAGACUCUGACUCACCCUCAUAG